CUAUCUGGUAUUGAUCUGUUUUCAAAAGUCUUGAUGUCAUUAUUUACUUGUGUUUUGUACCUAUGGGCCCUUAAAAUCCUCUAUCCGAACACGUUUUUCCUGCUUCGAGGCAAUCAUGAAUGCAGGCAUCUAACGGAAUAUUUCACCUUCAAACAGGAAUGUAAGAUCAAGUAUACGGAAGAAGUUUACGAUGCCUGUAUGGAAGCAUUCGAUUGUCUCCCACUAGCGGCGCUCAUGAAUCAGCAGUUCCUAUGUGUUCAUGGAGGUCUUUCGCCAGAAAUACACACACUGGAUGAUAUUCGACGNAUCGACCGGUACAAAGAACCUCCUCCGGCUGGACCAAUGUGCGACUUAUUGUGGUCGGAUCCGGUCGAAGAGUUUGGUAAUGAGGCAUCCCCUGACCAUUUUUCACACAACACCGUACGAGGAUGUUCUUUUUUCUUUAGUUAUGCCGCAUGCUGUGACUUCUUACAGGCGAACAAUCUCCUUUCGAUUAUCCGUGCGCACGAAGCUCAAGACGCAGGAUACCGGAUGUAUAGGAAGAACGAGGCUACCGAUUUCCCCUCCCUUAUCACCAUAUUCAGCGCCCCCAAUUACCUGGAUGUGUAUGAGAAUAAAGCCGCAAUUUUGAAGUACGAGAACAAUACGAUGAAUAUCCGUCAAUUCAAAUGCUCUCCUCAUCCUUACUGGCUUCCCAAUUUCAUGGAUGUGUUUACAUGGUCCUUGCCGUUUGUUGGAGAAAAAGUCACAGAGAUGUUGGUUAGUCUGCUGAAGAUCUGUUCAGACGAUGAGCUGAUGAAAGAAGGCGACGAACCGUUCGAUGGCGCUUCUAUGGCUGCACGGAAAGAGGUCAUUCGUAAUAAGAUUCGAGCAAUCGGCAAAAUGGCUCGCGUUUUCACAGUGCUCAGAGAGGAAAGUGAGUCGGUUCUGGAGCUAAAGGGUCUCACACCUAACGGAAUGCUACCUUUGGGCGCGUUAUCUGGUGGAAAGGAGUCUCUCAAGAUCGGUAAGCUGUGUUCGUUGUUUGUCCCAGAUUUCUACGUAUGUGUUCAUACAUUGUUUUCUCUUAUCAAUGCAGCUGCCUAG
Molecule: messenger RNA, 1086 nt
Organism: Echinostoma caproni
Lineage: Eukaryota; Metazoa; Platyhelminthes; Trematoda; Plagiorchiida; Echinostomatidae
Source: the annotation of a GenBank genome assembly